GGAGGAGGAGGGGAGGAGGGAAGAGGAGAUGGAAGGAGGGGAAAGAGGAGAAGACAAAAGAUUCAUAAAACUAAACGAGUUGUGGACGACAGCAAAAGUUCUCGUAAACCGUACCUCUUACAAGUUGAAGGAAUGGGCAGCCUUCCAGCGGUCCUGCUCCUCUGCAGUUUCCACGUGCUCACAGCUGUAGCCCAAACCCAGCAGUCUGAGGCCACUGAGGCACCCAGAGGCGUGUUGCCAGCCAAUUGUAGGGAGGAGAUGUAUCCGUGCACCAGGAUGUACUCGGUCCACAAGCCCGUCAAGAGAUGUAUAGGCAGUCUUUGCAUCUACAGCCUCCCCCGUGUCUACCUGAUCAAUAAAGAGAUCUGCAUGAGGAUUGUGUGCCAACAGGACGAGUAUCUGAAAGCUGAACUGUGCAGAGAGUUGUCCGGGUGGCCCAGACGUUUAGAGAGGUCAUCUAAUAGGAAACGCUGUCACAAUCGCCGUAGCAACCCCAAAACCUGGGCAAACAAGGCCUGAUGGGCCCAGGAUGACGAGGUGACCACCGGUGAGGACGGAGCCCCUUAGAGACACAAACCUGGGGCGUUGUCGUUAAAACAGUCCAUAACACCAUAAAUUCACUACUCAACACCUGGGGGUCUCUCUCUCUCACACACACACACACACGUGUGCUGAGUCAUAUCUAUGUUUAUGUAUUGGUCUUUUAAUUGUGUGUGAAUGUUGAAGGUGUGCUCAUUUCAUGUGUUGUUGGACACACAUCAUGUCUUCCAUGGUUUACGAUCCAUUUAUGGUACUGUAGUUAUGGGCCUUUUUCAUUGUACAAACAGAGACCCUGUCUGCUGUGGGCUGUAGGACACACAUUGACAAUCUAGUAUAUCGUGCACUAUUGUAUCCAAUAAAAUAUAACUACAUUA
Scophthalmus maximus (turbot) is the source of this 914-nucleotide messenger RNA. RefSeq names its product microfibril associated protein 5 (gene mfap5). The record is from RefSeq and is a predicted model, not a curated record. The transcript has 7 exons. Gene Ontology annotation, cellular component: microfibril. Gene Ontology annotation, biological process: embryonic eye morphogenesis. NCBI's taxonomy places the organism in Eukaryota, Metazoa, Chordata, Actinopteri, Pleuronectiformes, Scophthalmidae. Bases 133 to 519 code for a protein of 128 amino acids.